AUGGUCCUCCCAAAGACAGUCCUCCUCGCUCUUCUCCCCUUCUUCCUACAAGUCGACGCCCAGGCUUCUGGCAAUGGAAAGACUACACGUUAUUGGGACUGCUGCAAGGCUUCCUGCGGGUGGCCUGGGAAGAUCAGCUUGGCCAGCGGCUCUAACCCGGUCAGUUCCUGUGAUGCCCACGACAGGCCGCUGAGCAACUACAAUGCCGUAUCGGGCUGCAAUAAUGGUGCCACAUACAUGUGCUCGAACCAGAGCCCUUGGGCCGUCUCCGAUACUCUCAGCUAUGGCUUUGCGGCUACAACGGUUGCGGGCGGAACGGAAUCCUCGUGGUGUUGUGCAUGUUACGAAUUAACUUUCACUUCUGGCCCUGUGCAAGGGAAGAAGAUGAUCGUACAAGCUACUAAUACCGGAGGUGAUCUGGGCUCCAACCAGUUCGAUCUUGCUAUUCCUGGUGGAGGCUUUGGUAUCUUUAACGGUUGCACCGCAGAAUGGGGAACUCCCUCAACAGGUUGGGGUGCUCAGUAUGGUGGCAUUUCUUCACGCUCUCAAUGUGAUGCCUUUCCCGCGGCCCUCAAAGCCGGCUGCUACUGGCGUUACGACUGGUUUAUGGGUGCAGAUAACCCCGCCAUCAGCUUCAAGCAAGUGGCUUGCCCGGCUGCUAUCACCGCCAAAUCUGGAUGUGUGAGAGCAAAUGAUGCUAUUAAUGAGACACCUACUGGCCCAGCCUCAGUGUCAACCUGGACUUCUGGCUCAGCUUCUGCAACGGCUGCUCCGGUAGUGGAUCCAGGAACUAAUACUGGGAAUGGAGAAACUGUUGGACAAUAUAAGCAGUGUGGCGGAGGUGAUUAUACAGGACCAACGGUCUGUGAGGCUCCAUACACGUGCAAAGCCUCGAACGAGUUUUACUCGCAGUGCUUGUGA
Messenger RNA from Venustampulla echinocandica, 921 nucleotides. Its product is annotated as Barwin-like endoglucanase. The transcript has 3 exons. The record is from RefSeq and is a predicted model, not a curated record. The coding region runs from base 1 to 921 and encodes 306 amino acids. Gene Ontology annotation, molecular function: cellulose binding; cellulase activity. Gene Ontology annotation, biological process: carbohydrate metabolic process. Lineage: Eukaryota; Fungi; Ascomycota; Leotiomycetes; Helotiales; Pleuroascaceae. Gene Ontology annotation, cellular component: extracellular region.